Panonychus citri (citrus red mite) is the source of this 2379-nucleotide messenger RNA. RefSeq names its product F-box only protein 9-like. Gene Ontology annotation, cellular component: SCF ubiquitin ligase complex. Bases 706 to 2142 code for a protein of 478 amino acids. The transcript has 3 exons. Lineage: Eukaryota; Metazoa; Arthropoda; Arachnida; Trombidiformes; Tetranychidae. The record is from RefSeq and is a predicted model, not a curated record. Gene Ontology annotation, molecular function: protein binding. Gene Ontology annotation, biological process: SCF-dependent proteasomal ubiquitin-dependent protein catabolic process.
UGACAAUUAAACAUCGCUUUCUAUUUGUAUGUUAGUGUUUCAAUUUCAAUUGUAUGGGAAAAAUUUUUUUCUUUCAUCGGAUCAGAAUUAUGAUUCAAUGUUUAAUCAACUCAAUUGAUUGGAUGUUUCGUUUUAAUAAUCAUUUACUUGGUGGUUGUGUGUUCCUAAAUCAAUCAUGGAUUGUCAUCUAAAUAUGAUUACAGUUGUAUCCUUUACAUGUUUGUUUGAAUACAAGUGAUUGUGUGGAUUUGGUUUGUUUUGUGUUCACUUUAGGAAAAGAUGGAUCAAAAUUAACUUACAAUUUAAUUCUAGGAAUUAAAUUAUUGUUUUGAAAAAUUAUGUAUUCAUUACUGGUGUUCAUUAAUUGCUGAGAAAAAGGUUAAAUUCUAAGGUUUUGUAAAUUGCGCUAUGAGAUGAAUCGUUUGGAGUCACUAGCAGUUGAUUGUUGACAUAACAAUGUUUUGGUUUUUAAAUUCACUUAAAUCCGAUUGUUGAUUCUUAUUGUCGAUGAUGAACUAAAUUGUUUCCUUUUUCGUUUCACCCUUCUAUUGGAUUUUACUAUUUUAAAAUGACCACUUUCGGAUUUAUCGUUUCAAUACAUUGGACUGUAAUCAAAUAUAAUUCUGACCGUGAAUAGUGAAACGGUUUUUGAUAAAUUUCCUCAGUUGUAAAUACUUAUCUUAACCAGGUGAUUAAAUUGUCGUCAUGGAAUCUGAAGAGAGAAGUGAAAAUCACAAUGAUCAAAAGGAUUCAAAGACAAUUCAACCUAUUGGUUUGGAUUCAGAGGAUGAAGAGGAUAUUUCAUCGAGUAGUAAAUCGGAAUCAGGGACAAGUAUUGAAGCUCGAUUGGAGAAAUUCCGAGAAAAUUGGAAGAAAGAAAUUAAAAGUAAAGUCAAUUCACCUGAGAAGGAAAGUGACCUUCGAGAAAAAUCAUCAUCAAUCAUCAAUAAUUCAGAAGAUGGGACAAAUUGCGAUAAUAAAUAUACUCACGAGAUGGAACUUGAAGCUAUGGAACUAUUUCGAAAAGGAAGUAGCCUGGAAUCGAGUGGAAAACUUUACGAUGCAGUGGCCUAUUAUCGAAGAGCAACUCAACUUGUACCCGACAUUGAAUCGAGAGUUUAUUCCAGAGAAAAGGCGAAACGAGAUGAGCGAAAAAUGCGCAAAGCUGGACGAUCAAAUUCUGUCGCAAGUGAUGAUAGAUUGGGAGAAGAAAAUGAUGACGAAGACGAAGAGACAAAUUUAGAUGAAGAUGAAGAAGACAAUUUAAUAGUAAAAUUUAAUUCUCUCAAUAUUGAUGAGAAUGGAAGUUUUUUCAUCUGUAAACCUGCGAGUCAAUUGAUGACACGUUCAAUUCAUUUUUCUCAUCUUCCAUAUGAAGUUGUCCUUUAUAUCCUUCGUUGGAUUGUAUCUGAUGAACUUGACAUGAGAUCGUUGGAAAACUUUGGUCAAGUUUGUCGAGGUUUCUAUGUGCUCUCUCGAGAACCACAAAUAUGGCGAUCAGCUUGCACUUUGAUGUGGUCAACAAAAAUACUGGAAGAAAAAAUUUUAAUCGAUUACAAUAAUGACUGGAGGUCACUUUUCAUCGAGCGACCUCGAGUUAACGUUAACGGUGCCUACAUAAGUAAAGCCUCUUAUGUGCGACAAGGCGAAGCCUCAUUUCAAGAUACUAAUUAUCGCCCUUGUUACUUAGUUGAAUACUAUCGAUACCUGAGAUUUUUUCCCGGAGGUACAAUUAUGAUGUUAAACACUCCCGACGAUCCUUACCAAACACUGGCCAAGCUGAAAACAAUCAAUUCUAAUCACAACGGGAUCGUUAAAGGUCAUUAUCUUAUUCAAGGAUCACAGGUCAGCGCUAUUCUUAAGGCUAAAACAAGUUGGACGGAAAGAGUGACUCAUGGUAAACGUGGACAUAAGAAUCGAUUGAUUACCAUGGAAAAGGAAUAUCAUUUAUUAUUAGACAUUCGAAAUGCUCGAAAAGGUCGAAACAAUCAAUUGGUCUGGUCAAGUUACACUGUUAUAUCGAGGAAAAAUUAUCUCGAAGAAUCAAUUAGUACAUUUGAUUUAAAUUUAACCAAAUUCCCUCCAUUUUGGUUCAGUCGAGUCAAAUCUUAUGGUCUUUCGGCAACAGGUCCAUUGGUUUAAAAGCAGAAACGAAAAACAAAUCAAUUAAUUAAUUUGCUCAUCUAACUAAUUGUGAUCCAUACAAAUUAUCUUGUAUUAGCUUUUGCUAUCCAAUUAAGCAAGAAUCUUAUUUUAUUGAAAAUUAUUGUUAAUACUCUAGUUACGAAUGUGUCAAUUGCAAUUUAAAUUUAAUUUAAUUUUGAAAUACAAGUUGCAAUUUACACUUCCAAUAAACUAGCUGAUUUCUCACUCUCUUAA